Messenger RNA from Ictalurus punctatus (channel catfish), 1953 nucleotides. RefSeq names its product iroquois homeobox 1a (gene irx1a). NCBI's taxonomy places the organism in Eukaryota, Metazoa, Chordata, Actinopteri, Siluriformes, Ictaluridae. Bases 294 to 1583 code for a protein of 429 amino acids. The transcript is spliced from 4 exons. The record is from RefSeq and is a predicted model, not a curated record. Gene Ontology annotation, molecular function: RNA polymerase II cis-regulatory region sequence-specific DNA binding; DNA-binding transcription factor activity, RNA polymerase II-specific. Gene Ontology annotation, cellular component: nucleus. Gene Ontology annotation, biological process: regulation of transcription by RNA polymerase II; cell development; neuron differentiation.
ACGGCGAGAUCUUGCGCGAGCUGUACACAGAGGAGGAGGAGGAGGAGGUGGAGAGCAGAGCGCGCGAGGAGGCGGAGAACGCAUCAUUCCGAACUCAGCGUUCAGCUCGCGCGCAUUCUUUCACGGACUUCUGCGGAGGAAACACGGAGCGCGAGAGAGAGAGAGAGAGAGAGAGAGAAAGAGAGAGAGAGGGGGAGGUUGAAAGAGUUCGGCUCUCUGGGUUUUUUUUUUUUUUUUUCUUCCUCGCUCGCGCGGGCGCGCGUGUGUGCGUGUGUGUUUUCCGUUACCCGGACAUGUCGUUCCCGCAGCUGGGCUACCCGCAGUACCUGUACGGUGUCGGAGCGGCGGCUGACCGGCAGCUCCUCGCGCCGUCGUCGGUGUCUCCCGCGUCUCCGCCGUCCUCGCGCGGGGCCAACUGCGACGUGGCGGGGAGCGCGUGCGCCGUCACCUCGCUGCUCGCGGCAGGAGCCGGCGGCGCCGGUGGCGUGUACGCGCACCCGUACGGCUACGGCGCGUUCCUGCCGUACACCAGCGCCGCCGAGCUCGCGCUCUUCUCCCAAAUGGGUUCACAGUAUGAUCUAAAGGACAGCCCCGGCGUCAGUUUUGCCGCCCACGCGUCCCCCGCCGCGUUCUACCCCUACGCCGGGUUCCAGUACGGCGACGCGUCGAGGCCCAAGAACGCCACGCGUGAGAGCACCAGCACGCUGAAGGCCUGGCUGAACGAGCACCGCAAGAACCCGUACCCCACCAAGGGCGAGAAGAUCAUGCUGGCCAUCAUCACCAAGAUGACGCUCACGCAGGUGUCAACGUGGUUCGCCAACGCCAGGCGGAGACUCAAGAAGGAGAACAAAGUGACGUGGGGCGCGCGCGCCAAGGAGGACGGCGAAGACGGCGCGAUCUUCGGCAGCGACAACGAAGACAAGCGCGAGGACGAGGAGGAGAUCGACCUGGAGAGCAUCGACAUCGAUAAGAUCGACGAGAACGACGGGGAUCGCAGCAACGCCGAGGAGGAGGAGGACGACGACGAAGACGACGAGGACGAGGACAAACGAGCACGCAAGCUCCUCAAGGAGCGAGACGACGCGCACGCACACGCAAACGCUCAUGGUAACGCUAACAAAAACAUGACCAUCAUGACAUCGCCAAGCCUCCAGCUCCCCGUCAGCAGCAAACCCAAGAUCUGGUCGCUAGCGGAGACGGCCACGAGUCCGGACGUGUCCAAAAACGCUGGCGUCCAACAUCCGGCCUUCCUCGCUAACCACAGACUGUACACCUGCCCCAUCGGCAAGAUCCACAGCUGGAACAACAGCGCCUUCCUCAGCCACAACUCGCUGCUCAACGUCCGCUCGCUGGUGGGAGUAAAUCAGAACCAUCAUCAUCAUCAUCAUCAUCAUCAUCAAACACAACAACAACAACCGCAGCAGCAGCAGCAGGGUGUAAUGGAGAAGGACAAAAGCCCAGAGCAGCUCAGCCCCAAACACACAGAGCGGGGAGUCGAGUCGCCCACACACACCAUCACAAAGUCCUCGUUCAGACCUCUUCACGACGGUCCCAGGAAUCCGCAUCGAGUCGUCACAACCUGAUCGCCGCACAUAAACACUCUAAAACAUGAAAUAAAAUCAAUCAAUAAAUCAAUAAAUAUGUAUGGAUAUUUGGAGUUUUGUAAAUAUAAUAUUAAUAUGAAUAAUAUUAUUAAUAAUAAUAAUACUAAUAAUAAUAAUAGCGCUUAAAUUUAUCCCGGGAUAAUGGGUAGGUUUGACUUCCUCUCUCUGUGUUGGUGUUUUUAUUCAUUUUUAUGAUUUUUCCCUGUAAUUAUUUUUGGGGUUUUUUUUUGUUUGUUUGUUUGUUUUUGUUUUUCUGUAAAUGCAGCAUCAAAUCUGUAAAUAAUGACUUGACGGAGUUUGUGCAGAUCAUAUAUUUUGUCUAUAAUAAAGUCAACAAAUUAUAGAGACA